AUGACGUUUCUUCUCUUACGCCAAAAUAUUUACGUUUCAGAUUUUUGGAGAGCAAAGGUAUAUGCUUCUGGAAACACAGAGGAAAUAGAUUUCACGUAUCUUAUUAUAGGAGUUACUCUGGGAGCCUUUCUAGCAAUUGCUUUUAUAGCAGUAAUAAUUUGCAUGAUCAAAAAACAAAUGCUUGACCAUGUCUUCAGAGAGUCAGAGGGCAAAAUGGAUAGAAGGUCAAACAUGGGAUCAAGCCAGAACAGAGAUGACACCAACACACCAGAACAGCAAAGUACAAAUAAGCAAUAAUCCUUUUCCUAUUGACAGUUACCCGGUCUGAGAAUCAAUGGAUAUCUCUUGCCCAUGAACAGGAAUCUCACUAGUAGUAAUUCCUUUCCUUGUUCUUUAAUUGAAAGACCAAUUGAUUGAUUGGUUACAGGAAGAGCUUACAGUGCAUGCUAACUCCCAUCACCUGCAUCACAAAGCCCAUAAUCCCCAACAGCAUGCACAAGAAGGAAAUGUAGGAGGAAAAUAAGCAAGAUGAACUCUGCUCAUUAACAGAUCCUGUUUAGUCUGUGACAAGUGUAUGACUGAUUUCUAAAAUCAAUUAAAUUCAGGGUAAACGAAAAGCUAGCAAUACAUUUCAUCUGCAGAAUUCACAAUUGUGCUCAUAUUUCAAAUGAGGUUGAAUUAUCUUAAAAGUCAUUCAUUUGAGGUUGAAGGAAGAUGGGAAAAAUGAUUUGUGUUAAUUUGAAAACAUUUCAUUCACAUCAACUAAAGUUAUAUUUUUUAACUUUAGGAUCAGUAUCUUUUGUUUAACUUUAGAUUAUAAUGUUAAUUACAGCUAUUUUAAAUGAAUUGUGGUCAAUUACAAACAAGUGUUUUUCAUGUUUUGAUUUUAGAAAAUUGAAAUUAAGAUAUUGUUGUAUACCCUAAACAAAAACUUUCUACGCAUUUGAAAUGAAACGUUCCAUUUCAACUUUCUACAAACAAGCAAAUCUACCACUUCCAAAAUCCACUCAUCUUCAUUUUUUUCAGUAUAAAACAAUGCACCAAAUUCACUCUGAAUUCAUGAAUAGUUUCAGUCUCCCACCCCCUUCAUUCUUGUUCUAGCCUUGUAUAUUCUGUUCAAUUUGUUUCCAUCAGCUCUGCGUUACCUGAUUCUAGGUACAGGCUUCUUACAAAUGACAAGAAGAAAGAAGAACAACUGUUAGACUCAACUCCAGCUUGGAAAAUCCAUAUCUUAUUAAAAAGCACGACUUGAAAAACUCAUGGAUACCAGGUGCCUCCCAACCCAGUAAUUAACCUCCAGACUGUGAACAGCCACAGUCAGCCCUGCAUUAUAGGCAGAGCUGAUAUCCCCUGAGUCAGGGGCUUAGAAUCAAAACUGUCAGAGCAGAAAUACCAAAAUUAUGUUUCUAUGAGGAAGAUACUGUACUAAAUACUAAUAGAAACUGAAAUGAUUUGGGUGUAUUUUUGUUCUGACCAUAGUAAGUCAGGUAAUGUUUCCAAAUGUACAAAGGAAAAAUCCUAUUGCUUGGAUUAUGAUUUUUUUGCAUGUUUUGAACAAGAAAAUAUAAGUUGUAUUCCAGAGAAAAGUGAUAUAUUGGAAUAAUUUCCCUGAGCUGCCUAGGUGUCUGUUACCCACUUCAGUUCCAGUGUAGUUCAUUAGUAGCAUUUGCUAAUGGAUGAACUAAAUGUGAUACUUGCUAGUAAUUGUGUGCAUGUACUUGUGUAAGGGAAUAAACUAUCUUGUAAGAUA
Messenger RNA from Tympanuchus pallidicinctus (lesser prairie-chicken), 1750 nucleotides. It is a transcript of the gene TMEM273, whose product is annotated as transmembrane protein 273. NCBI's taxonomy places the organism in Eukaryota, Metazoa, Chordata, Aves, Galliformes, Phasianidae. The coding region runs from base 1 to 297 and encodes 98 amino acids. The record is from RefSeq and is a predicted model, not a curated record. The transcript has 6 exons.